This is a messenger RNA of Peromyscus leucopus (white-footed mouse), 3171 nucleotides long. It is a transcript of the gene Olfml3, whose product is annotated as olfactomedin like 3. Lineage: Eukaryota; Metazoa; Chordata; Mammalia; Rodentia; Cricetidae. Gene Ontology annotation, biological process: signal transduction. The record is from RefSeq and is a predicted model, not a curated record.
CAAAUUUCUCUUGAUUCCAAAGUGAACAAAUUUUUCCCUUGAAAAGAAACAGGAAUUUGUCUAGAUUAAUCAUUGCAGGUCCCUGAGUAAAUGAUAUUGAUUUGACUUCUUUUAAUGUAUGUUCCUGCCUAACUUUACAGUGGUCAGUUAAUUUACUUUGGACUGAUUUGCAGUUGUAGCUGGGUAGAAAUGAGAAACACUGGGGCUGGAGAGGCGGCGUAGCGGUUAAGAGUGUGGACUGCUCUUGCAGAGGACAGGAGUUCAGUGCUCAGCAGUCAUGUCUGGCAGCUCACAGUCUCCUGUAACUCAGUGCUCACAGCCUCCUGUAAUUCAGCUCUGGAAGAUCUGAUGCCCUCCUCUGGUCUCCACCGGUACCUGUAUCACAUGCGCAUACCUAUAUACAGCCAUACAAAAGUAUACAUAACUUGAAAAAUAAUAAAAAAGGAAACGAGAAAUACUUUAAAAAACCCUACUGAAUCCUAACCAAGAGAAAUGACUAAUAGUCUGUUCUCCCCCAGUAAUAGGAAGGUCGGAAUAUAUUUGUUUUGAUUUAGACUACAUUGUAUGUAUUUUUUCAGGUUACUUCCCCUAAAUCUGUGAAUGUAAAUUAGCUCGUCUCUGAUGCACCCUCCUGUUUUGGCAAGGGAAUACCUGGAAAGCCAUGUUAAAUAGCUCUCAGGUUCUAAUGUAAGUCAGCUAGUUUAAAACAACAGCAACAAAACAAACACAAAAACCACCACCAAAAACACUUCUCAACAACCUCGGAUUUUAUUGUUGAAUUUUAUCUUAUACAUUUUGUUCCUUGGGCUAAGUCAGAGAUUUGGUACUCUAGAGGGAGCCCUGUAUUUUGAAGGAAAACCUACAAAUUCAACCCAUUUGGCUUGCUUGGGUAGUUGUUCCACACGAGGUGAAGCCCUGCUCUGAUCUCUCUAUUUGUUAGGAGAGAUGGCCUCAGGUGCUCAGCGCAAGGUGGCGCCAAUGAGCUGCAGAAAUUUGACUUCACUUUGCCCCGCAACCCCCACCCCCUCAAACCUCAUCUCCUGUGUUUCUGGCUUCACUGAGCAGGGCAGAAAAUCCAUUCUGUUAUUGCUGGAGAAGGGAAGGAUUAAUGAAGGGUGUCGGGUUCUUCCUAAGUCAGCACUGGAAGCCCUCCUCAAACGAAUGGAGUUUGCUGAGUGCCCCCCGGGGUCUCGGCUUCCUGCUGCUUCCUCUCUCCAAGCCCUGUGUGACUGUCCAGAAGGCCUUCAGAUUGCCAUCCCUUCCCCAUCCCAAGGAGCGUACAAACCUAAGCUGCUGGUGGUUAAGGCUUCUGGCGACUGUGCAAAGGGGCCAUCUGUGUUUGAUCAAUCCAGGCGGGAAGGAGGGGGUGGGGGUUGUAAAGAGACUGAAAGCAUUCCAGAGUAGUGAGAGACACCCAGAGAUCAGAAAGAGGAGGCGCCGCCCCCACCCCGCCUCCAAAGCUAACGGGCUGGAGGGAAAGAGGCCGCCGAAAGCACACUCCUCCUCUGGCCCUACUUAAGGCUGCCAUGGGGCCCAGUGCUCCUCUGCUCUGCUUCUUCUUCUUCUUCUUGUCAUGGACGGGACCCCUUCAGGGACAGCAGCACCACCUUGUGGAGUACAUGGAACGCCGACUAGCUGCCUUAGAGGAACGGCUGGCCCAGUGCCAGGACCAGAGCAGCCGGCAUGCUGCUGAGCUGCGGGACUUCAAGAACAAGAUGCUGCUACUGGAGGUGGCGGAGAAGGAGCGGGAAGCUCUCAGAACCGAGGCAGACACCAUCUCAGGAAGAGUGGACCGUCUUGAACGGGAAGUGGACUAUCUGGAGACCCAGAACCCAGCUUUGCCCUGUGUGGAGCUGGAUGAGAAGGCGACUGGAGGCCCCGGGGCCAAAGGCAAGGGCCGAAGAAAUGAGAAGUAUGAUAUGGUGACAGACUGUGGCUACACAAUCUCUCAGGUGAGGUCAAUGAAGAUCCUGAAGCGGUUUGGCGGCCCCUCUGGUCUAUGGACCAAGGACCCACUGGGGCCAGCCGAGAAGAUCUACGUGCUGGACGGCACACAGAACGACACAGCUUUCGUCUUCCCGAGGCUGCGCGACUUCACCCUUGCCAUGGCGGCCCGGAAAGCUUCCCGAGUUCGGGUGCCCUUCCCCUGGGUAGGCACAGGGCAGCUGGUGUACGGCGGCUUCCUGUAUUAUGCUCGAAGGCCUCCUGGAGGGCCUGGAGGGGGCGGUGAACUGGAGAAUACUCUUCAACUGAUCAAAUUUCACCUGGCAAACAGAACCGUGGUGGACAGCUCAGUGUUCCCUGCAGAGAAGUUGAUACCCCCCUACGGGCUGACAGUGGACACGUACAUUGACCUGGCAGCCGAUGAGGAGGGCCUUUGGGCUGUCUAUGCCACUCGCGACGAUGACAGGCACUUGUGUCUAGCCAAGCUAGAUCCACAAACACUUGACACAGAGCAGCAGUGGGACACGCCAUGUCCCAGAGAGAACGCAGAGGCUGCCUUUGUCAUCUGCGGGACCCUGUACGUUGUCUAUAACACCCGCCCUGCCAGUCGGGCCCGAAUUCAGUGUUCCUUUGAUGCCAGUGGUACGCUGACCCCUGAACGGGCAGCACUCUCUUAUUUCCCACGACGAUACGGUGCCCAUGCCAGCCUUCGCUAUAACCCCCGUGAGCGCCAGCUGUAUGCCUGGGAUGAUGGCUACCAGAUUGUCUACAAGCUGGAGAUGAGGAAGAAAGAGGAGGAAUUGUAAGCAGCUGGUGCUUCUGAUUCUCUUAUCUCCACACAUUUAUGUUCUUGUUAGACCCGCUGUUCAUUCUUCAAAUGAAGGCCAGCGGUGGCUCAUAUCCCCUCAUUUUUAAACAACAGCAACCAAAUCCUCAUGGCCCCUUUGUUUUGCGCAGAGCUCCAGAUCUUGAGUAACCUUUUAGAACUAAAACAGUAAACACCCUAAAUCUUCACUCCUGCUCUCUCUCUCCUGCUCUGUGUCCACAAAUUUUAGUCCCAAACCUUUGGAUAGGGUCAACCCCAGACAGCAGUGUGACCCAAGGGAGAGAAGAACUCACAGAGACAACUCUGUCCCCCUUCAUUCGCCCCUCCAACGUGGGGAAUUGUGGGGCUUUCCCCACAUCACUUUGUAUGGCAACAUUUUGCAUUAAAAGGAAAACCCGCCA